Molecule: messenger RNA, 1023 nt
Organism: Fusarium subglutinans
Lineage: Eukaryota; Fungi; Ascomycota; Sordariomycetes; Hypocreales; Nectriaceae
Product: heterokaryon incompatibility protein
Exons: 2
Coding region: 1-1023 (340 amino acids)
Source: RefSeq, a predicted model, not a curated record
AUGGUUGGCAUUGACCAAGGCAGCGGUAUAAAUCUAGGUAUUUUCCUUCAGGAACUAUUCGCCAGCCGAAAAAGUGCUUCCGGUCUCACGAGUGGCGCGCAGGCCUUGGCAGCCUUUUUUCGAGGCCUUCUUCAAGACCCGGAUCUCAAAGCUCAAGAGACGGGUGCAAAUCAGUUGUUCCAAGGCCUACGUGAUAUGAUGAACCGAGAGUAUUGGACUCGAAUCUCGAUCAACCAAGAAGUCGCCCUGGCGAAAGAGGCAGUUGUCUUAUUCGCAACAAGGGCCAUGUACCAAUGCGAUGCCGAGGGUCUUGAAUUAGAUCUGUGCACGCCAGAUGAGAGGAACCAAGGUAUCCUACCGUCAUGGGUCAUUGACUGGCGAAGAAAUGGAAUUGAAACCCGCCGUACAUGGCCUAUAAACCGUUCCAGGCGCUGGCCACACUACUAUGCAACUGGAGAGAUUGACGUACCCACUGCGGCAUUUGUAGAAGGUGAUAACCAGCAGGGAAUCCUUCGCCGGUAUGGGUGCUUCGUGGAUGAACUAUCAUAUAUAUGGCAAUAUACUGGAGGAAGCUGUGAUAAGAGUACUCCAGCGGGGAGAGAAAGGGACAAGACACGACGGCUGUCGUCGAUCAUUGAGUUUGUGCAGUUACCGCACACCUCCGGACCUGGUGAGGACUACGUGUGGAGGACUCUGCGAUAUCGCUACAGCAAUGAUUCAGAAGAUGCACAUGACGAGAUAAGCUCAUUUAUUCGUGCCAUAAUGCGACAGCAAAUCCUCACCGUGGACAAUUUAACCAUGUUACAGAAAGUCCACCUGAACUCAGUACCAGCACCAAAGCCGCAGUCGAAGAACUGGACCGUAGCCGAAAAGCUUUCUAACGCGAUCCAACAUGUUCAGGACUGUGUCUGUGUCUCAGGGGAAGGAAGAACUCUGUUCAAGACACAGAAGGGGAUGUUUGGUCUAGGUCACGAGUACAUACAGGGAGGGGAUAUCGUUACACUUAUUCCUGGGGUUCAUUAA